AUGGCCCGCCGCAGCCGCCGCCGACCUUCCUCGCCGUCCACGGUAACGCCGCCUCCGCUGGAAGACGACGAUCUCCUCCACGAGAUCCUUCUCCGCCUCCCCCCGCAGCCGCCCUACAUCCUGCGCGCCUCCCUCGUAUCUAAGCGCUGGCGACUCCUUGCCACCGACCCCAAGUUCCUCCGCCGCUUCCGCGUCCGCCACCGGAGGCCUCCUCUCCUCGGCGUCUUCUCAUCAGAUUACAAACGGAACAUUUCGUUCAGAUCCACUCUGGACCCGCCGUACCGCAUCCCUCCCGAGCGCUUCUCCCUGCCACUCGAGCCCUGGGCGAUGCUCGACUGCCGACACGGACGCGUACUCUUCGUUGAGAAGAAGCGGCAUCAGCUCAUUGUGUGGGACCCUAUCACUGACCACUGCUGCUUCGUUGCCGAUCCGCCGCUGUUCAAGAUUGGGGUCCUUGGCGGGGCAGUUCUCUGCGCUGCCGCCGACCAGGGACACGUUCAUGGCGACUGCCGCUCGAGCCCUUUUAAAGUGGUCGUGCUGGGCUACGCCAAGCACGAUGAUCAAGAGGCGGGAUGCGUUGCAAGUGUUUACUACUCGGAGACUGGCAUAUGGGGCGAUCUCAUUUCAACAACGCUUCCAUGGAGGCCUGUUGCUUGUGAGUACAGCACAUUUGUUGGUAACGCCGUUCACUGGAUGCUUAUGAGUAGUGGGGGAUUGAGUGAGGGCAUACUUCAGUUUGAUUUGGAUCAGCAGAGGCUAGCUGUGAUCAAUACGCCUCCUGAUGUUCAUUACGAAUUUCACAGUGUUCAGGUCAUUCAGACAGAGGAUGGCGGCCUUGGCUUCGCCACUUUGUUGGGCCCCCACUAUCACCCCCGCUUCCAAAUGUGGGAGGGGAAGGUCAAUUCUCAUGGUGUUGCCAUAUGGGUGUUGCGGAGAACUGUUGAACUGCAGAAGAUUCUUGGAUUGGGGUUUAGGAUUGAGAAGGGGAUGUCAUCUAUAGUGCACUAUACUGAGGAUGCUCAUGCAAUCUUCUUUUGGGUGCACUCAUUUGUCUAUAUGGUUCAGCUUGAGUCAAUGCAGUCCAAGAAACUUUUUAGAAGCAACGGCGGGUUUUGCACCUAUCGUCCUUUCACAAGUUUUUAUACUGAAGGUAUCAGUGGUUUGAAGCAGAAGUAG
This is a messenger RNA of Triticum turgidum subsp. durum (durum wheat), 1176 nucleotides long. The record is from the annotation of a GenBank genome assembly. NCBI's taxonomy places the organism in Eukaryota, Viridiplantae, Streptophyta, Magnoliopsida, Poales, Poaceae.